This is a messenger RNA of Naegleria fowleri, 1959 nucleotides long. RefSeq lists its product as uncharacterized. Gene Ontology annotation, cellular component: cilium. Bases 1 to 1959 code for a protein of 652 amino acids. Gene Ontology annotation, biological process: protein polyglutamylation; microtubule cytoskeleton organization. Lineage: Eukaryota; Heterolobosea; Eutetramitea; Acrasida; Naegleriidae. Gene Ontology annotation, molecular function: tubulin-glutamic acid ligase activity; tubulin binding. The transcript has 3 exons. The record is from RefSeq and is a predicted model, not a curated record.
AUGACAGAGUUACCUAGUGUUUUUCCAAAUACAACAACCCCGAGAAGACAGGACAAAUCAAAAUCCUUGGACUCGCUUCUGGAGGAGUCUCCGAAUGGCUCAGAUUCUUCCUCAUCUCCUGGAGCGAGCAGUUGCAGUAGUGAGGAAUCUGCUUCUCCUUCCUCAAAACUUUCUCCAAUUAUUAUUGACCUGACAAGUUGUAAAUACAAUGUGGUGAGAGAAGCAGCCUUAGCGAAUGGUUGGAAAAUUCGAAAACCAACCAGCAAUGCAAAAGAUUUUACUGUUUUUUGGAUGGAUCAGUCGAGUGCUCCAGACAGAAUCAUGAAAUUGAGAACGUUCCAAAAGAUCAAUCACUUCCCAGCCAUGGGAGGAAUAUGUCGAAAAAUUCCCUUAGCACGCAACAUGAAACGACUUCGAAAAGCAUUUCCUGAAGACUUUUCUUUUCUUCCCCACACAUGGGUAUUGCCUCAAGAAUACUUUAAAUUCAAAAAUAGCAAGAAAAUUAUUGGAAAAACGUACAUUAUAAAACCAACUGCAGGUUGUCAAGGAAAGGGCAUUGUGUUAACACAAGACCCAACCGAUGCCGAAAGAUACGGAGAUUGUGUGGUACAGCUCUAUGUCGAUAGACCCUUUCUAAUUGAUGGAUAUAAGUUCGAUUUGAGGGUGUACGCUCUCGUCCUCAGUGUGGAUCCUCUCAAAAUCUUCAUGUACAAGGAAGGACUCGUUCGUAUUUGCACCGAAAAAUAUAAGGCACCCUCUAGCUUAAAUAUCAAAACAGAUUGCAUGCAUCUGACCAAUUACAGUGUCAACAAGAAGAGUGACUGCUUUGAAUAUGAUCCAAACAAUUUUUCCGUUGGCAGUAAGAGAGAUUUCAACUUUUUAAACAAGUACCUCGAGUCACAAGGCCAUAGUCCAGACAAAGUUUGGGACAGCAUUGCAGACAUCAUUAUCAAGACCGUUCUCACCAUUUAUCCACAAUUGCUGCAUCAGUAUAGAACAUCUCUCACACCCAAACACGGUGACUUUGUGUGUUUUGAAAUUCUCGGUUUUGAUAUUUUGCUUGAUGAAACUAUCAAACCGUGGCUCUUGGAAGUGAAUCAUUCUCCCUCAUUCAAUACGGACACUCCUCUGGACAAACACGUCAAGUUAAAUCUACUCACAGAAACCAUGAAAAUGUUAGCGAUCAAUCCCAAUGAGAGGAUUAUUGGGAUGAAGAUUGAAAAAGCCAUGUCUCGAGAGAGAAUUACAGGUCAUUACAGCAAUGAUGUUGAGAAGAUUGUUGAAAAUAUGCCCUCACGAGAGGAAAUCAUCGCUACUCAUACCAGAAUUGAAGAUGAGGUCAUGUCAAAAGGAAAGUACAAGCGAAUAUAUCCAACCUCAACCACCACAGCCCUGUACUCCAAAUUCAUUGAGAAGGCAAGUCAAGAAUUCACCUCUGCCCAAUCCCAUUUCAUGACAAGUUCAGCACUCAACAAACAAGUUUCACUCAGUAAUGUUUCAAAUAAUAUUAAUUCGAAUCAUCCUCACUCACGUAUUACUCAUGAUAGAUCCAAGUCGGCGUCUGAAGUUGAAGGAAGAGGAAGAGCAAGAUCUAACUCCUCGAGCAGUACAAGAGCAAGUGACAAGCAACAAAUCAGAGGAACUACAAAACUUCCCUUAAUACGAGCCAAAUCAGGAAGCAAGAUUCCUCCAAAAUCAGCCUCUGAACAAUCCAGUCGAUGGUUAGAGAAGCGGAAAAGUGCCCAAAAUAGGCCUAGCUACAAAAUUUCAACCAAAACUCUAAACUUUCCAUCCGUGUUUGAUCAGGUGUUCUUCCCUGAAGAUCGUUGUGACGAAACAGAACAUAACCAUUUGAUUGAUGAAGAGGAGGCAAAAGUGUUGGAACUCUUGGCUGAAUCUAAUAAUCUUCGAAAGAAAUUUCAAAUACUCACCAGUGUCAAUAAACAUUGGAGCCCGUAA